Molecule: messenger RNA, 1281 nt
Organism: Xiphias gladius (swordfish)
Lineage: Eukaryota; Metazoa; Chordata; Actinopteri; Istiophoriformes; Xiphiidae
Exons: 1
Coding region: 1-1281 (426 amino acids)
Molecular function (GO): zinc ion binding; nucleic acid binding
Source: RefSeq, a predicted model, not a curated record
AUGCAAGUAAGAGGAGAAUACAGGGACGAGAUAGAGGAAGAAUCACUUCGGGAUCAGGUACUACGUAUAAAGUGUGACAAGCUGGUGAAUGAGGUGGAUCAAGCGCUGAACACAGCUGCUAGUCUGACGGAUGCCUUAGGACGACGUAGGUCCGAAAGACUGAAGAAGAAACAGGAACAGGAACAGGGAGUAGAUGGACUCCUGUUCCAAGCCCCAUUGACAGUGACCCCUGGACACAGAGACCGUUACAAGCCGUUUACCAUCGGGGACUUACAAUCUAUUGUGGAUAAAUUGCCACCAGUCUCUGAAGGUGGUAAUAUGUGGCUGAGCAAACUUGACUCCCUGACUGCAGGACAGACCCUAGCUCUAGGAGACUUUAGGGCAGUAGCUGCACGAUGUAUGACCCCUGGUGACCUAAGAGAUGUCGAAUAUGAUGCAGGAACCUCUCGGAUACCUGACGAGAAUCCUUUUACAACAAACAGCACCAAAAUAGGCACGGCCAUGCGCACUAAAUUUCCUCUGCCAAACGCUGCAGCCAUGCCCAAAAUGCGCUGGGACUGCAAACAGAACCCACGCGAAUAUAUCAAUGAAGCCAAGGAACUGUGGGUAAAGCACACAGGUUGUUGUCCGGGUAACCAGGGUUCGCAGACCGAAUGGUUCCGGCAGGCAGUGUUGAAAGGUGUUCCUGACACAGCCCAACAAAAAAUGCGUGACAACCCGGACAUGCUGGGCUGUGAGUCCCACGUGUGGGAGAAACACCUUAUACAUUAUCUAACAGCUGCCCAGGACAAAAACCAACAGGAUCAGGAUGAGUUGCAGGAUCUGAAGGCCCAGCUGCUUAAAUUACAACUUAAUGAGGCCAGACAGAAGGUUAGCGAUAAAAAGAAAAACAAAGGAGACCAGCAGGCUAAAUUGCUUAUGGCUACGCAGGUAGAACCUGAAAGCUGGGACAGCGGUAAUGGUCAGGCUUAUCCGGACCUGUACCCCACCCCUCCAUGGGGGCCACAACCAUCGAGAGGGGGAGGUAGACCUUAUAGAGGGAGGGGAGGUUCGCUGAGGGGAGGAUUCCGAGGUAACAUGGGGCGUGGGUCGUACGGAGGGAAUCGUGCUUGUUUCAUCUGCGGUGACCCCAACCAUUGGGUUCGCGACUGCCCCUGCAAACCACGACCACAACGAGGCAGCCCCUACCCGAGAGGAGGGAGAGGAAAUGGACUGCCACAUGCUGUGCAUCAGCCAACACCAAGCGCUACUCAGUUCCCCGCCUGGUAUGAUUUUGAGUGA